AUGAUCAUCCAACCGGCUAUGGAUAUCACAUCUGCUAAGGCGGUUGAGAAAAUAUUACGGAGAUGCAGUAGCGAGAUUGAUCGAUUACCUAUUGGAUCAUUGGAAUCGUUGCGUGAACCUGUCAACCUUGAUAACAACCAUAUGUGUUUGAACAAAUACAAGUUAUGUCUUAUUUCAAAUGACUUGCUUACUCUACAACUUGUGUUAAAUAAGUUUAAAAAGAAAAAGGAAUUCACUAGGCUCUCUGAAGAGUUACAGGCAGCCAUAAAUUUGACUGACGAGAAGAGAUAUGUCAACAGCGUCCUAAUCAAACGCCAUGAAAAAGAUGAAAAUGGAUUAGAAGAAGAACAAAUUUUAGCAAAGAAGGGCCCCCAAGAAACAAUAUCUAAUGUUAUUGUGGAGGACAAUGAUUUGAGCUCAUUGAGGAAGAGACUAUUAUCAAAUGAUAGAGGCACAUCUCUAUUGGAUUCUACAAAAGAUCUGAACAAUUAUCAUAAUUCCUUUCAGGAUGACUUGAUCGAUGACUUAGCAGAUUUAUCUAAGAGUUUAAAAAGUUCAGCGAAGAAUUUCUCCACUAAAUUAUUUGAAGACUCUAAAGUAGUUGAGGAUACUGAAAGAAACUUCUCUAAGAACUCAAAUUAUAUGACUACAAUUGGGGGCAACUUGAAUAACUAUCUUCUGAAUAAGACUGGUAAUAAAAUUGGCAUUUUCUGGCUACUCAAGGUGUUUGGAAUAAUAUUCCUUUGUUUCAUUUUCAUUGUCAUAAUAAUCAAGAUUAUUCCUAGUUUUUAA
Priceomyces carsonii is the source of this 792-nucleotide messenger RNA. Its product is annotated as SNAP receptor. Gene Ontology annotation, cellular component: SNARE complex; endoplasmic reticulum. Gene Ontology annotation, biological process: retrograde vesicle-mediated transport, Golgi to endoplasmic reticulum. The transcript has a single exon. The record is from RefSeq and is a predicted model, not a curated record. Lineage: Eukaryota; Fungi; Ascomycota; Pichiomycetes; Serinales; Debaryomycetaceae. Bases 1 to 792 code for a protein of 263 amino acids. Gene Ontology annotation, molecular function: SNAP receptor activity.